Molecule: messenger RNA, 288 nt
Organism: Capronia coronata CBS 617.96
Lineage: Eukaryota; Fungi; Ascomycota; Eurotiomycetes; Chaetothyriales; Herpotrichiellaceae
Exons: 2
Coding region: 1-288 (95 amino acids)
Source: RefSeq, a predicted model, not a curated record
AUGCCAAUGACCACGUCCUCAUCCGACCAAGGCGCCACGGGGGCUGCCAAAUUCGUCACUUCGACUGUCGGUAACACGGUCGGCGGUCUCGCCCGUACUGUCGGCGGCAUCACCGGCGCAGCGGGCCGCGGGAUCGGCGAAACCCUCACCGGCGCCACAGGCAGUUUGGGCCGACCUGUGGGCGACGGCCUGGCGAAUGCGGCGACGGGCGUGGAGAACGGGACUCGGAAAGUCGCGCAGGGGGUGGAAGAUGCUGGAGAGUGGAAGAGCGGAGCGAGACGGUUUUGA